This is a messenger RNA of Rhodotorula toruloides NP11, 1311 nucleotides long. Its product is annotated as O-acetylhomoserine aminocarboxypropyltransferase. Gene Ontology annotation, molecular function: transferase activity, transferring alkyl or aryl (other than methyl) groups; pyridoxal phosphate binding. NCBI's taxonomy places the organism in Eukaryota, Fungi, Basidiomycota, Microbotryomycetes, Sporidiobolales, Sporidiobolaceae. The transcript has 8 exons. The coding region runs from base 1 to 1311 and encodes 436 amino acids. Gene Ontology annotation, biological process: transsulfuration. The record is from RefSeq and is a predicted model, not a curated record.
AUGGCUACCAACCCCGAUUGGCGUCCCGAGACGCUCGCCCUGCACGCUGGUUACGAGGAGGCAGACGCGGCGACAAAGUCGAGGGCUGUCCCCAUCUACCAGACCACUUCCUUCGUCUUCAACAACUCGGAGCAUGCAGCAAACCUCUUUGGCUUGAAAGCUUUCGGCAACCUCUACAGCCGCGUCGGAAACCCUACUGUCGAGGUCUUUGAGAAGCGCAUCGCGGCGCUCGAGGGCGGUAUUGCGGCCGUUGCAACGUCGAGCGGACAGGCGGCGCAGUUCCAGGCGAUCGCAGCUCUCGCCCGGGCGGGCGACAACAUCGUCUCAACCACCUCGCUCUACGGCGGGACCUACAACCAGUUCAAGGUCCUCCUCAAGCGCUUCGGUAUCGAGGUUCGCUUCGUCAACAGCGACGACCCUGCCGAGUUUGCCAGGGUUAUCGACGCACGGACGAAAGCAAUCUACAUCGAGUCGAUCGGAAACCCCAAGUACAACAUUCCCGAUAUUUCGGCAAUCGCCGACGUUGCUCACAAGGCCGGCGUCGUCCUCAUCGUCGAUAACACGUUCGGCGCGGGAGGCGCUAUCGCUCGCCCUUUCGACCACGGCGCGGACAUCAUCGUUCACUCGGCGACGAAGUGGAUCGGCGGACACGGGAACAGCAUCGGCGGCGUGAUUAUCGACGGAGGCAGGUUCGACUGGACGCAGUCGAAGCGCUACACCGACUUUACCGAGCCGAGUGAGGGUUACCACGGGCUGAAGUUCGCCGAGACGUUCGGCAACCUCGCUUUUGCUGUCAAGGUCCGCGUCGAGGUUUUGCGGGAUCUCGGCGCCUGCCUCUCACCCUUCAACGCUUUCCUUCUCCUCCAGGGUCUCGAGACCCUCAGCCUCCGCGUCGAGCGACACACCCAAAACGCUCUCGCGCUCGCCAAGUGGCUCGAAGCCAAUCCCGCCGUCGAGUGGGUCUCGUACCCCGGCCUUCUCUCGCACCCAUACCACCAACAAGCGCUCAAGACGCUGCAGAAGGACCGCUACGGCGCUGUCCUUUCGUUCGGCGUCAAGGGCGACGCGAAGGACGGCAAGCGCGGCAGUCUCGUCGUUGACAAUCUCGUUCUUGCUUCGAACUUGGCGAACGUCGGAGAUGCCAAGACGCUUGUCAUCCACCCGGCCUCGACAACGCAUCAGCAGCUUUCGACCGAGGAGCAGCUUGCGAGCGGUGUCUCGCCCGACUUGAUCCGCGUCUCGGUCGGCAUCGAGCACAUCGACGACAUCAUUGCUGACUUUGAGCAGGCGUUCAAGAAGACGGCGCUCUAG